Messenger RNA from Closterium sp. Naga37s-1, 897 nucleotides. The record is from the annotation of a GenBank genome assembly. Lineage: Eukaryota; Viridiplantae; Streptophyta; Zygnematophyceae; Desmidiales; Closteriaceae.
AUGGCGGUGACGGCGGCGAACCUGUCGACGUUCGGCGGCAUCGCGACGGUGUCGCUCGUGCACUCGCUCAUCCCCACGCACUGGCUGCCGUUCAGCGUCGUGGGACGCGUGCAGAAAUGGACCAUCCACCAGACGCUCUCCAUCACGGCAUUGGGUGCAUUCCUGCACGUGCUAUCCACGUCCAUCCUCGGCUUCACCGCAGUCACCAUGGCACACACGCUCGCAGGGGAGGAGGCAGUAGAAGCCAUCGCUGACGCUUCGGUGGGGACGAUGGCGAUUGCAGUGGCCGUGCUGCUCGCCUGCACGCUCUUUGUCAUGCUCACCCUCGUUGCACUCUCCUUCUAUGGGGCCUCACAGGUGAGCUUGGCUCGCCUGGUUCUGAUGUUCCGUGCUGUAUUCUGCGGUGCUGCUCGCCUGCACGCUAAUCGGCAUGCUCACUCUCGUCGCACUCUCCUUCUAUGGGGCUUCCCAGUGGCAGUGCUGCUGGCCUGCACGCUCUUUGUCAUACUCGCGCUCGUCGCACUCUCCUUCUCUGGGGCCUCACAGGUGACGCUUGGGUGGCUGGAGCGAUACAAGAAGCUGGCUGUCAUGCUCUUCCCUCUUCCCCUCCCACCUUCCCUUCCUCCUGGCCUCCUGUCCUGCUCACCCCCUCCUCUCCCAAACACUUUUUUACCGUUUUUCACUUUGCAGGUGAAGUUUGGGUGGCUGGAGCGAUAUGAGAAGCUGGUGGUGGGGGUGAUUCUGUGCGCUGUGGGCAUUCUCACUCACCUCUUUCACCACCAUGACCACCCACACGGACACCACUCACACGGGCAUGCAGGGCAUGCGGGUUCUGUGUUUGCACCGGGGCAUACAGACAUCAUCACAGCUGGCACCAUGCUGAGCCACCACCACUGA